Molecule: messenger RNA, 1502 nt
Organism: Laetiporus sulphureus 93-53
Lineage: Eukaryota; Fungi; Basidiomycota; Agaricomycetes; Polyporales; Laetiporaceae
Product: PCI-domain-containing protein
Exons: 10
Coding region: 73-1455 (460 amino acids)
Biological process (GO): ubiquitin-dependent protein catabolic process
Cellular component (GO): proteasome regulatory particle, lid subcomplex
Molecular function (GO): protein binding; structural molecule activity
Source: RefSeq, a predicted model, not a curated record
GUCACCUUCGCGCCCUCACCCAUCUCGCAUUCCUCUCAAUUUCUUUUUCAUCCUUGUACCCAAACCUUCACCAUGGCCUCGAGCACCAGCGCGAAGGAGGAACUCCUCAAACAGGCGCAGUCCGCUGCGUCCUCCAACCCUCAGCAAGCGGAGACGUUAUUGAAGGAGAUCAUUACGUCGCCCAUCGACCAGUAUGUCGCGGCGGAGGAUAGAGAGAAGCAACUCCGUCUUCAGGAUUCCGCUCUCGUUAAGCUUGCGGAGGUGUACAGGGACCAGAACAAUGCAAAGGGUGUUGCCGACGUGAUCCACCUGGCACGUACGUUUGUCUCAUCAACGGCGAAGGCAAAGACCGCGAAGCUCAUCCGGACAGUGCUGGACUGCUUCAACACGAUACCUGACAGCCAACAAAUCCAGAUCGAUGUCUUGACGGAGAACAUUGAAUGGGCGAAGCGGGAGAAGCGUAUUUUUCUCAAGCACAGCUUGGAGAUCCGGCUGGUUGGACUCCAGUUGGACGCGUCCCAGUAUAAGCCUGCCCUCGCCCUCAUCGACACCCUCCUCACAGAACUCAAGCGUUUAGACGACAAGAUGAUUCUGACAGAAGUGCACCUGCAAGAAAGUAGGGUCUACCGGGGCGUCGGUAACUUGGCUAAGGCGAAGGCUGCCCUCACUUCUGCACGGACUGCUGCCAAUUCAAUAUAUUGCCCACCACACUUGCAAGCACGUCUUGACAUGCAGUCUGGUAUCCUCCAUGCGGAAGACAAGGACUAUACGACCGCAUACUCGUACUUUUUCGAAACGUUCGAGAACCUGAGUACGCAAGGCGACCCAGAUGCUCUCUCGGCACUCAAGUAUAUGUUGCUGUGUAAAAUCAUGCUCAAUUUGCCAGAAGACGUUACAUCGUUGCUUUCAAUCAAGCUGGCAUCGAAAUAUGCACAGUUAAGAGAUGUGGAGAGUAUGCGCGCUAUCGCUCGUGCACAUCAGCAACGAAACCUGGCCGAGUUUGAGAAGGCACUAAAGGACUAUCAACACGAACUAUCCUCCGACCCAACGAUCCGUACACACCUUGCAGAGUUGUAUGACAAGCUCCUUGAGCAGAAUCUCCUCCGGAUCGUUGAGCCGUAUUCUGUGGUUGAGCUGGACUACGUAGCGAAGCAAGUCGAGCAGGGCAGGCAAGCUGUCGAGGUCAAGCUCUCACAGAUGAUCCUGGAUAAGGUCUUCCACGGAGUGCUGGAUCAGGGCCGCGGUUGCCUGAUUGUAUUCAGUGAAUCGGAGGCGGAUAAUACAUAUGGUGCUGCUAUUGACACUCUCGAGCAAGUCGGGAAGGUGGUUGAUUCCCUAUAUGCGAAGGUAAGUACACGCAACUGCUCGCACACGAUAUGCGCUGACCCUGUUUCUGGCAUGGUUCCGGUGUCUUCAUGUAUGCGUUGGUCACGUCGUUGUUGUCGACCACGAUAGACUGUCAAAAUUGCAUAGAUGGUGUAUCAGCCUCGGUAUAUCCCUAC